Lucilia sericata (common green bottle fly) is the source of this 1128-nucleotide messenger RNA. RefSeq names its product putative gustatory receptor 98b. Gene Ontology annotation, cellular component: membrane. The record is from RefSeq and is a predicted model, not a curated record. Gene Ontology annotation, biological process: sensory perception of taste. Lineage: Eukaryota; Metazoa; Arthropoda; Insecta; Diptera; Calliphoridae. The transcript is spliced from 5 exons. Bases 1 to 1128 code for a protein of 375 amino acids.
AUGGCCUUGGUUCUAUGGAUAGUCUACAUUAAUAAUCUGGUAGUAGAUUUUGUGGUUUUUAAAAAUGAUUUGGAUAGUAUCACCAGUGUUCUGAGCAUUAGUGUCAAUAUAGUAGUGGCCUUUGUGCAAGUGAUUUCCCAAACGAUAGCCAUUCUUAAGCAUAAGUGUCUUAAAAUGAUUUCGAAAAGAAUAGCUCAAUUAGAACGUGAUAUAUUGCUAUACUUUCAAGAAUACCAAUGGCUGCAGGAUAAUGAUACGCUUAUUAAUUUCCAUCAUAGAUGUGAAAGAUUUUGCCGUUACAUAGGUCUACGUUUUGGCUUGUACUCCCUAGUAUUUGGUGUUUUAAUCAGCUUUAUGAACUAUCAUUUAGUGGCUUCCGUUAUGAAUGUCAGAGAUAAAGUUUUGACUAUACUUUGCACUUUAGCCAUACAAUUAAAGGCCGUGGAAUAUUGUAUAAUUGUACAGAUAAUCAAUGAAUUUCUUACAUGUUUGCAAGGUUCCCUAAAACGUCUAAAAUGGGAAAUUGCCAAGUGCCAGGAAAAACCGUUUAUGGCUGCAGUUUUUCAUGGAAAAUUAAUGGCCAAUCAAAUUCUUACGAAUCGUGUUUGGUUUCUGAUAACAGAUAUAGAAGAAUAUUUUGCUAUACCGAUGCUCAUUUUGUAUCUUUACAAUGGUAUCGCUAUUACUCAUACAAUAAAUUGGACGUAUGUACGUUCGUUUGACUAUUUAACUAGUGAUCUGGAUUGUGGAUUGUAUGAAAUUGAUUCGGAAGAAAUGUGGUCUCAACAGCAUACCGCUAUUAGCUUUUAUCGUUUGUACUAUAUAAUCUUAACAUUUGUCAAUAUGCUACUGCCCUGUUGGAUGACACAGCUAUGCAUAGACAAGUAUAAUCAAUUCGGCUCGAUAUUGCACAAUAUCAAAACGAUCGACGAUGUAGCUUUAAAUUAUCGUAUUCGCGAAUAUUCUUUACAACUUAAGCAACAGAAAAUGUUGUUUACCUGUUCGGGUUAUUUCAAUAUAAAUUUGAAAUAUUUUGGCUUGAUGAUAUUAUCGAUAUCUACUUAUGUGGCUAUAUUAAUACAAUUUAAAUUACAAAAGGAAACGGAAAAGGCAAAUAUUAGAUUGUAA